Molecule: messenger RNA, 1623 nt
Organism: Eruca vesicaria subsp. sativa (arugula)
Lineage: Eukaryota; Viridiplantae; Streptophyta; Magnoliopsida; Brassicales; Brassicaceae
Source: the annotation of a GenBank genome assembly
AUGAGCAUUGUACCUAAGGAAACGAUUGAGGUUAUAGCACAGAGUAUUGGGAUUACCAACUUGUCACCUGAGGCUGCACUUAUGCUUGCUCCUGAUGUUGAGUAUCGUGUUCGAGAGAUCAUGCAGGAAGCUAUCAAAUGCAUGCGUCACUCUAAGAGAACGACUUUAACAGCUUCGGAUGUUGAUGGUGCUCUCAAUUUAAGGAACCUUGAGCCGAUAUAUGGCUUUGCCUCAGGAGGACCAAUUCGUUUUCGAAAAGCUAUUGGGCAUCGGGAUUUGUUCUAUACUGAUGACAGAGAGGUGGAUUUCAAAGAUGUGAUUGAAGCUCCACUACCAAAAGCUCCUCUUGAUACUGAAAUUGUCUGUCACUGGCUUGCUAUUGAAGGAGUGCAGCCAGCUAUACCAGAAAACGCUCCUUUAGAAGUCAUUAGGGCACCUGCAGAUAAUCAAAUUUAUCAUCAAAAGGAUGGACCUCUUAUUGACAUUAGGCUACCAGUGAAGCAUGUAUUAUCUAAGGAGCUUCAGUUAUACUUCCAAAAGAUUGCUGAACUUACAAUGAGCAAGUCAAAUCCUUCUCUGUUCAAAGAGGCAUUAGUGAGCUUGGCCUCAGACUCAGGACUUCAUCCCCUAGUUCCAUAUUUUACAAAUUUCAUUGCUGAUGAGGUAUCACGUGGGUUAAAUGAUUUCCUACUCCUGUUUAAUUUAAUGCACGUUGUUAGAAGUCUUCUACAAAAUCCUCAUAUACACAUAGAGCCUUAUCUUCACCAAUUGAUGCCCUCUGUUGUAACAUGCCUUGUAUCGAGAAAGCUUGGAAAUAGAUUUUCCGACAACCAUUGGGAUCUUCGAGAUUUUACUGCGAAUCUGGUUGCACUGAUAUGUAAAAGGUUUGGAAACACUUACAUUACUCUUCAGUCUCGUCUUACGAAAACUUUAGUCAAUGCACUUUUGGAUCCAAAGAAGGCUUUGACUCAACACUACGGUGCAAUUCAAGGAUUAGCAGCUUUGGGGCACAAUGUCGUACGCCUUCUUGUUUUGUCAAAUCUUGAACCGUAUUUAAGUCUUCUCGAACCAGAAUUGGAUGCUGAGAAGCAAAAGAACCAGAUGAAGAGCUAUGAAGCUUGGCGUGUGUAUGGAGCUUUACUGCGUGCUGCAGGCCUGUGUAUACAUGACCGGCUUAAGAUCUUCCCUAAUUUACCAUCUCCUUUACCAAGUUUCCCUCAUAAAGGAAAGGGGAAAUUAAUCAAUACUGAGCCACAUAAGCGAAAGCUGAGUGUAGAUUCUUCAGAAAACCGGUCACCUCAGAAAAGAUUGAUAGCUACAGAUGGCCCAAACGGUGGUCCAUCCCCAAUGCAAGUAGAUAAACCAAUGGGAGAUAACAAUCCGCCACAAACCUUUGUUCAACCAUCCUCAUCAGAACAAGCUUCUGAUGGUAAAGAACCCGAAAGCAGAAACGCAAAGGAGAAAGAAGGCAGCCACAGCCGAGCUAUUACUAGGAAAGCAAUCCUUGAUCAGAUUUGGAAAGAUGACCUCGAUUCUGGACGGCUCUUGGUGAAACUGCACCAACUCUAUGGUGAUAGGAUCCUUCCUUUCAUCCCUUCUACAGAGAUGUCAUUAUUCCUCUAA